CGUCUGCAUUACUGAGCACAGUGGUGAGUGGCCGCCGGCGACCGGCGUAGUCCGAGACAGUGAAUAGUGAGGCGUGGAUUUGGCGCGAAUGCAUAUUCGCAUUUUUACGAGAGGCACAUUACGAGCAAGAUCUUACGGAUCAUUCACUCAACGUGCAUCAUCAGUGAUUAGCGUCCAUCUUAUCUGCACGUGGCCUUAAGUUCAUCUUGUCGGUUGCCAGAAGAUUCUACGGAAGGGUCGCCGAAGAGCAAACGGAAAUCCUUUCCUUUGCAUGUUUCCGUCUCACUGUACAAAUUUCAAAGAUGGAGAAGCGGCAAACACUUGAUGAUGUUCGCACACUUAUCCUGUCCUUACUGAUCUCUCGGAAAGAUCCCUUAUCUGUUGCUCGUCUAGACAGGGAUUAUUAUGAACAAGAGAAAACUCGUAUACCGUAUCGUCAAUUUGGUUUUGCCACCUUACUAGAAUUUCUUCAAAGUAUGCCGGAUCAGUUCAAGAUUGAGCAGUAUAAUGGUAGUCACUAUGUACGCGGGAUUGCGUCGGACAAGAGUAAGCACGUGAGUUCGCUGGUGGCGCGACAGAAGCGACCGACGAACGCGAGAAAUCCACCCCGAUUUCUUCCACCUCAUUUACGUCAGUCUUCGUCAUCUACAUUCAAUCGCCAUCCCCAGCAUACAAGGCAUCAGCCAGUUAUAAUCUCACAUGACAAGUUACUUCUUCUUGUACAAUAUAUCCAGAGCAAUCCAAAUGGCGUGGGUAUGGACAGAGCUGUGAAAUUUGCACAGAAGCUAGUGCCAUAUACCAAUCUGUCUGAACAAGAUUUGCGGGCUCAGCUGCGCGAGCUGCCGCAUCAAGUGCACCUGCAAGGUAGCAUGGUAUAUCCGGCCCAGAAUAAUGAUCUGCAGGAUAGCGCAGCCUAUUCGCAGCCCAUGAAAGUGCCUGUGAGGGAAGAGCCACAAUCGUGGAACAAGCCAGAGUCAUCGAGCGAUGUAGCAUCGCCUCUGAACGCGCAGAAUGUAUUUGUCGCCGGAGAGGAGGACCAGGAUUGGAUAGAAUGUUCCAGCGAUGAAAAUGAUUUCAUACCAGCCGGUUGUAAUCCCGGUAGCAAUUAUAAGAAACGUGUAAAAACGAGCGAGCUGCUUGAAACGAAUAUUGCGCAGCAUAUGAAAUAUGAGCAAACUGACAUGUACAAGCUGAAGAACAAUUUGGAAAAUGGAGACGACAUGUACAAGGCCAAAAACGAUUUAGAAGACGACGACUACAGUAUCACGAUAAAUAGCAGUAAGAGCAACACAGGAACGAAAGAUAUCAAACUCCUUGAUUUAUCCGAGAUAAUUAGCGACAGAACAAAGCUUCGAUUGGAGAAAUUACUGGAAAAACAUCCGGACGGUAUCUGGUGUGCCGAUCUGCCUGAUAUAUACCUUAACGAGUACAAGGUGCCCUUAAGUUACACGGACCUUGGCUUUACGAGUGUGCGCGAAUUCACGUCUCACCUGCCGAAAAUUUUCUACAUGACACAAGUCCAUAAAACCUCUGACUUUUUGUUAUAUAGCGCGGAUAAGAGGCCAGUAGUUCCGAAAACAGAUUCUAUUGACAUAGCACAAGCUUCGAAUACGCAUACGCUUCACAACAAAUACGACGAGCACAGUUCAGAUAUGCAAGCACAUUGUAGAAAUGCUGAAGAUGACCCAAUCCCGUCGGAAGUUUCGCCUACCAUUACCAGAAAAUUCGCUCCCAACGAUGUAAUGAAUUAUGGUGAUAAAGUAGGAAAAAUAUCAGUGACUGAAUUACAACAGAUUACAUUACAACACAAAACGUUCUUAGAGGUAUAUGUUUGUGAAGUAUUCAAUCCAAGCUUUUUCUGGAUACAUCUUCGAAAAAACAAGAUCCAAUUUCAAAAGUUGAUGAGUGACAUACAUGAUUUUUACAGUGAUGAGUCGAACCAAAGUUCAUAUACUAUUGCAAAAAUUGCCUUGAAAAAGGACUUGAAUUGUGCCUGCAUUUAUUUGAAUAAUUGGCACCGAGGAAUUAUUAAGAGUGUAAAACCGGAUUUCAGAAUAACGGUAUUUUUUUAUGAUUUCGGUACUUUGAAGACAUAUGCGCCUGAGGAGGUAUUCUAUUUGCAUAAAAAGUUUGCCUAUUUGCCCGCUCAAGCAAUACCUUGCAGCCUAUAUAAUGUUAAACCAAUUGUUGGUGAUCGCUGGAAGAAAAGCGUAUGCGGUCAAUUUAUUGAUAAGAUCUCUGAAUCUCUUCUAGUUGCAAGCAUAAUUUCUGUUGAUGCUGUGAACAACUCUAUGGUGGUUGUUUUGACCGAUACAACCGAAGAAGAGGAUGUGCGUAUAAACAAUUGGUUAGUGAAUGAGAGAUUAGCGCAAGUUGGUCAAAUGGCUGAUGCCGUCGACAUGGCGAGUAUAAUGAAGUAUGUGGUAAACAUUUCGAACCAAUUACCGACGUAUUGCUUUGCGGAGGAGAGCCUGAUGCCAGACAACUGCUACAAAGCAACAUCGACAGAGGAGAAACACGAGGUACCUUUAGUUCCACCUGGAUCGACGACGUCUGUACAUCAUGAUAAUCAACAACAGCCGAUGAGACCGCCGACGAUGCCUGUGCAUCAUGAUAAUCAGUAUCAGCAACAGCCGAUGAGACCGGCUGCGACGCCUGUGCAUCAUGAUAAUCAGUAUCAGCAACAGCCGAUGAGACCGGCGGCGACGCCCGUGCAUCAUGAUAAUCAGUAUCAGCAACAGCCGAUGAGACCGGCGGCGACGCCUGUGCAUCAUGAUAAUCAGUAUCAGCAACAGCCGAUGAGACCGGCGGCGACGCCUGUGCAUCAUGAUAAUCAGUAUCAGCAACAGCCGACGAGACCGCCGCCAGGUUUUUCGCCUCUCGGCGAACAGCGCAUUCCGUCUGAUGCGUCGCCAAAGAACUCCCAGAACGGCUGUUGCUUCGCGAGUGCGUCGAACGCGUCGGACGUGUCGAGCACGAGGAUGUCAAUCUUUGACGACGCGGAGGCGAUGACAAAUCCGUUUUUGGCGGACGAACAAUACAUGCCUAACGACCUUAUAAAACAGUUCAACAUGUCGAUCUGGAAUGACAGUAAGAUGUUGCAGAGCGAGUUGACUGAUAUUCUCUGCGAUCUACUGGAACAUACGUCACUCUCGAUCUUGAAUCAGAUGGAACUGAAUAAAAUCUUGAGGAUUAUCAAGAAGGUUUUGUUGACACGAAAAGAAAGUUAUUCGGCCGAAAAAGCGAAAGCUUCGUCAACGUCCAAUCUCGCGAGCGGAAUGGCAUCGAAUGACGCGGGUUCGGCACAGAAGGCGUUUAAUUUCAACAGCGAAACUGCCGCGAAUCGGGAGUUUAAUGCAAAUACUUUCCCGACUUUAAAUCCGUUUAACACAAACGGACCGUCGACCCAGAGUAACGCGUUUUCUCCUCAGAACAGUUCAGACGGUUUUACUUUUAGAAGCAACUGGAGUCAAUCCGACGACCUUGGCUCGCGCAUGCCAAUGCCUCCCUCGGCAGCUACGACUUCCGUACCUUCGGCAUUCAUUAAUCACACAUCAUCAGCCAACACCUUCCUUCCAAAGGCCAGUCAGAACGGUGAAAACGUUCCUCUGGCGACGCCGAUAUCUCCUACGCCAACGAACACCAAUAUCCCGAACAAUCUCUCAGAAUACCUGGACAGUGUGAACGCCCAGUUCGCCAAUAUGCUCAAAGACACAAAUCCCUUCAAGCCUCCCGUGACUAACGCAACGCAGGUACCGGAGAUGCAGAACGAGCGAACAGCUGGUAGCUACGACGCGGGCAUCGCCCGAUCGUCGUAUCAUCCGACCCAAAAUCCACAGGGCACUUUGCAAACGGAAACCACGAAUAUGCACGCGAGGAGCAAUUGCUUCACGCCCGCCGGUAACCAGGGACAUGUCAGCGAAAAUUAUACUCCGAGAAUGGUUUAUGAGUCCGGGCCGGUGAUGUAUAACACGCAGAAGAAGCAAGCAGCAGACGCAAGUGUGAGACAAAACGCAUGCAGUAGCAAUAACGUUCAGAACGCUCAGAAGCCUUUCGAAUUUGGACAAUCCAUCGGUAAGAGACCCGCAUCGCGGGUUUCACAGCCUGUGAGCGCUACUCCGCAGCACAAAAUGAUGAGUAACAAGAUGAUGAGAGAUAGCUUGCCGAUCGACGAGACUUACGCUCGACCAUCGGCAUAUUAUGCGCAAAGUUCACAGCCAGUAGUAAAUGGCGACUCGAAUUAUUAUCAGCAAAACAGUAACGCGGAUAAUUUGCGACCUGCGCCGUCGCAAGGUUGGCGUCAAGUCGACGCUUCGGAACAUUGGACCGAUUCGAAAUUUCAAAACAGCGUCCCUUCGUCGAGUCACAGCGAGAGCUCUACGUUUGUCAAAUCGACUAGCUUGCCCCACCAAGAUUGGAACUGUGAUAAAUCCGUACCUCGAGAGAUGAAUAAAGCGACCGAUUUGAGCAAUGCUUUCAACGUUAAAGAGGACCGCGACAAAGAGAGACUGAUGGAUAUUUGCACAAAUUCCUGGUACAACACCGAGAAUGGAUCUAUUCAGAAGAGAAAUCCUUUUGUGUUUCAAAAAAUUGAUUCAGUUAAAGGCGUGACGUUUAUAUUUAAUUUUGAACAGGACGGUUGGAUGUUGACAUCAGAGUUUGUAGAUACCUUUACGAAUUUCAAGUUGUACUCUCGCUUGUUGGCCACGGUAGAAAUACUGAAUAUAAAAGUUGUUUUUAAAGAAAUCCUGAGGUCUGAAUAUCCAGAACAAUUUUUACAACUGGAUAGAUUUCCUCUAAAUGUUCCUCGUGAUUCUGAGAGGCGCAUUAUUUCUAUUAGUUUGAUCUCGUUGCAAAGCGCGAUCGGAUUAUUGCACAAGCUGAAGAUAAUUUCACGUGAAGAAAUAGACAAUGCUUUUAAGAUGAACGAGUUUUCGGACGGUUCUGUUCUACGUACUUUGUGGACUUUGAUCGUCUCUUACCGCGACUUGAAACGACAUAUUGAACUAUGUUCAAAUUAAAUGUAAAUGUUUGGGAGAGAUAUAUACAUAUGUAGAUUAUACAACUUUUGUUUCGAUGGGCCAAUGAACUAUAAUUUCAUGAUUUUGUAAUUUGUUCGACUGAUAUCUAGUAUGAUUGCUAUUGGCCAGUGAUAUGUGAUGCCAUUACGAUAACGUUUUUUUUUUUUAUAAGAAAUUACUAUUAUAAACAACGUCAGUACAUAGUAGUGCAUAAGUAUGUAAGUUUUAUUUUUAUUUUUUUUUUACGUUUAUAUAACGAGAAUAAAUAUAAUGAGAACGAUUUAUGUUUUACCUCUAAGCUACUUUGAAUUCUGUACUGUAAAUUGUAAUGGUGAUUGUUACAAGAUACGAGAAGAAUAUAUCAAAUGUAUUAGCGAUGAGCAAAAGUAUGUCUGGUUCAGAUGUUGUGAGUAGAACUGCAAGCUUUUUUUUUUGCGUCUCGCUAUACUUUUUUCACCAGUAAUUGGCCGAUCGUUAACAACUAGAUGAAAGACUCAGUGCACAAGAUCAGUUCAAUUUUGCUGCAUUAGAACAGACAUGUUUGCUCUCAAUUGUGCCUAGUCGGUUAGAUUUUCUUUUAUAUUAUUAUUAUUUUUAGUCAUUCAACAUAUAUAUGCAAUUCUUUAAUUAAACAAGUUACCAUUUUUGUUUACUGAUUAAGUAUAGCCUUAAGUGAUAAUAUGAUUGAGAGAUAUUUUUGUAAUUUUUAUAUUGUGACGUAAGAAUAUAAUGAACGUAAGUUACCAUAUUUGGUCAACAAAGAGAUAAAAUAUGUCUCUGUUAAAAUAUAUCUCAUUUAAAAAAA
Messenger RNA from Wasmannia auropunctata (little fire ant), 5826 nucleotides. RefSeq names its product tudor domain-containing protein 5-like. The coding region runs from base 303 to 5021 and encodes 1572 amino acids. The transcript is spliced from 11 exons. Gene Ontology annotation, biological process: spermatogenesis. The record is from RefSeq and is a predicted model, not a curated record. Lineage: Eukaryota; Metazoa; Arthropoda; Insecta; Hymenoptera; Formicidae.